AUGAACGAACUUCGGACGGAACUUGAACGUUUGAGUAACCAUCGUAUGCGCACCAUUACAGACGAUAUCAUGGAAGCUAUAACCGCAAACAAGUUGGCUUGUACGUUGAUGAGCAUCAAUGUACAAAGUUUGAAUGCACACUCGUCGGACAUUGCAACAGAUCGGGUGCUUACCGCCGUUGAUUUGCUUGCAAUGAGCGAAACUUGGCUUGACAACGGCACAACCACAAACAUCAAUGGAUACCUUUGUGUUUGUCAAGAGAAGCGUGACGGAACAAGAGCGGGAGGAGUGGCAAUAUUUGAACGUGCUGGUUCGUCGACUAUGGCCGUUUCUCACGCCAUUACGAAGCUCAAUGAAAGCUAUGACCCAGCAUUGAGUGUAGCAGACGAAUAUGGGGACUGCUGUGCUGCAGAGGUUUCAAUCAUGGAAACCCGCACGUUACUGUUUGCGGUAUAUAUUUCACCAGGUACCACCCUGAAGCAAAAGAAAUAUUUCUUAGUGCGCAACCUCAUAAAGUACACCCAUGUUGCCAUGCCCGUGGUAGUGUCGGGAGACUUUAAUAUUGAUGUGACGAAAGAGGAGAACAGAGAUUUCAUCUGGUUCAUGAAGCAGUUUCUCUAUCUGGAUUGUGCUUCGGAUCCAACUAUAGCGACUACUCUGGGUGGCACAUGUCUCGAUCUAACGUUCACCCGGAACGUAAGUGUGGAAUGCAGGAGAUACUGCACGUACUUCUCCUACCACCGGCCUAUUUUGUCGAUUCUUGCGAUUCAGCCCAACAGUGGAUUGAUGCAUCCUUUAACAUUCAUCAGGACCACGGCGUACAUCACUUCAAAAGGCUUCAAGCCAACAUAA
This is a messenger RNA of Armigeres subalbatus, 852 nucleotides long. RefSeq lists its product as uncharacterized. NCBI's taxonomy places the organism in Eukaryota, Metazoa, Arthropoda, Insecta, Diptera, Culicidae. Gene Ontology annotation, molecular function: catalytic activity. Bases 1 to 852 code for a protein of 283 amino acids. The transcript is spliced from 3 exons. The record is from RefSeq and is a predicted model, not a curated record.